Molecule: messenger RNA, 5594 nt
Organism: Rhinichthys klamathensis goyatoka
Lineage: Eukaryota; Metazoa; Chordata; Actinopteri; Cypriniformes; Leuciscidae
Gene: col22a1
Product: collagen, type XXII, alpha 1
Exons: 64
Coding region: 63-4925 (1620 amino acids)
Source: RefSeq, a predicted model, not a curated record
GCAGCAACUUGAUGAUCAUCGCACCUUAGUGGGAAUAUCAGCAAACAACAGCGGAGAAGGAGAUGGAGUUUCGAUUCGGGCUCAGGAUCUCUCUGGUCCUGACCAUACUGGCCCUGACUCUGUACGGAAGGGGUGUUGAAGGACAAAGGGCAGGUUGCAAGAAUGUCCACUAUGAUCUGGUAUUCAUCUUGGACACCUCUUCCAGUGUGGGCAAGGAAAACUUUGAGAAGAUCCGGCAGUGGGUGGCAAACCUGGUGGAAUCUUUUGACGUAGGUGCGGAGAAGACACGUGUGGCCGUGGUUCGCUACAGUGACCGUCCCACCGCCGAAUUCAACCUGGGCAGGUACAAAACUCUCGAGGAGGUCAAGCGUGCCGCUGGGAACAUCCGCUACCUGGGUGGGAACACCAAAACUGGAGAUGCCAUCAGCUUCACCACCAACAACAUCUUCACGGAGAGGACAGGGGCAAGACCCGCCGCCAAGGGUAUUCAGAAAGUUGCGAUCUUGCUGACGGACGGCAGGAGUCAGGAUUUUGUUUUGGAGCCAUCGGUUGCUGCAGCGGCUGCUGGAAUCAGGUUGUUCGCUGUAGGGAUUGGGGAAGCUCUUAAGGAGGAGCUGGAAGAGAUCGCCGCCGAGCCCAAAAGUGCUCAUGUGUUCCACGUGACGGACUUUGACGCCAUUGACAAGAUCAGGGGCAGGUUGAGGAGGAGACUCUGCGAGAAUGUUCUGUGUCCCAACAUGAAAGUCCAGGCAGGACGUUUCAGACCGAACAGCACCAGUGCUGGACAGACGGAGGUCCCAGGUUUUGAUUUGAUGGAAUACUUCAAUGUGAGAGAUUUUCUUGGAGAAAAAUUUGAGCCAGGUCAGACCCCGUAUGUCCGGCUCGGUACCAUGCCCAUCGUCCAACAAACACAAGAUGUCUUGCCGCAGGGUCUGCCUGAUGAAUAUGCCUUCGUGACCACAUUUAAGUUCAGGAAGACGUCUCGUAAGGAAGACUGGUACCUGUGGCAGGUCUAUGACAAAUACGGCAUCCCGCAGGUGUCCAUCCGUCUGGAUGGAGAGAACAAGGCAGUGGAGUACAACGCCGUGGGCCUGACGAAAGAUGCGGUCCGGGCAGUCUUUAAGAACCCAGAGGUGGAAAACCUGUUUGAUCGUAACUGGCAUAAGAUCGGCAUGAGGGUGGACUCCAAAUCUGUGUCCCUGUUCCUGGACUGCAAGCACAUUGAGACGGCGCCCAUAGAGGAAAGAGAAGACAUUGACAUCCAGGGAAAGACUGUCAUCGGAAAGAGACUCUAUGACAGCGUUCCCAUUGAUUUUGACCUCCAGAGAAUGGUGAUCUACUGUGAUGGUAAACAGUCUGAGCAGGAGACGUGUUGCGAUAUUCCUGGUGGACCAUGUGAACAAUCUUUGGCGACCGAGGCUCCCCCAGUCCCGUUGCCCACCCCAAAACCAACAAGUGCUGAGCAGAAGAAACCGGCCGCGGUCAACUGCUCCUGUCCUGCAGGGGAAAGGGGUGAGACAGGUCUACCGGGUGCCGCGGGGCCCAAGGGUGAAAAGGGGGAUCCUGGUCUUAAAGGGACAGAAGGACCGCCAGGGCUCAAAGGGCUGAAAGGAGAACGUGGCCAGGCCGUCUCUAUCAAAGGUGAUAGAGGAGAAAAGGGGGACAGCGGCGAGCGCGGUGAACCUGGAGCCAGCGGAGACAAAGGAGAAAGAGGAUCCGAUGGUUUACCAGGUCUGGCUGGGAAACAAGGCGAUAAGGGACAAAGAGGUGAACGAGGAGUUGCAGGUGAAGCUGGGUUACCUGGACCUCUCGGACUAAAGGGUGUCCAAGGUGAUUCUGGUCCGCCCGGAGCACCAGGUCCUCAAGGGGUGUCUGGCGGUGCCGGAAAUAAAGGAGACAAAGGAUCCUCUGGAGAUAGGGGCGAGCCAGGUUUAGACGGGUUUCCAGGUAAACCAGGUCUUCCAGGAAAAGAAGGUCUUAGGGGGCUGAGUGGCGCUCCUGGAUCAAAUGGAGUCAAAGGAGAAAAGGGUGAACAAGGUCCUGCUGGAAUACCUGGCAAUGCAGUUCAGUUGGCAGGACUCAAAGGGGAGACUGGCGUCCCAGGAGAACGAGGACCCCCAGGAGCGGACGGCCCCCCUGGACCUGCUGGCCCACCUGGACCUCCAGGUUUGCCCGGUGAGAUGGGUGAGAACGGACAAAGGGGUAAAAAGGGGGAUGCAGGAUUGCCGGGAGUUGAUGGUCUUCCAGGACCACCUGGUCCUCAGGGGCCUCCUGGACUUGGUGGCAGCCCUGGACAGACGGGACUUCCAGGAUUACCCGGUGAAAUCGGCUUCCCGGGAAAACUAGGAGAAGCAGGAAAACCAGGUCUGCCAGGAAAAGAUGGAUUGGAUGGUUUCCCUGGAAACGACGGCGAGAAGGGGCAACGAGGAGAACCCGGACAGGACGGUUUCGCUGGUAAACCGGGAUCGAAGGGAGAUGAAGGCCCUCCAGGACCCCGAGGACCUGCUGGUGAACGGGGAGAGCCUGGUUUGGGUGGGCAGGUCGGCCCGAUGGGACCCAAAGGAGAGAGAGGAGGCCAGGGGGAGAGAGGGAAAGAUGGACCUACUGGCUUGAAAGGAGACAAAGGAGACAAGGGUGAGGUGGGCCCCAGGGGUCCAGCCGGGGUCCCAGGCAAUGUGGCCAAUGUGAUUCCUGAACCUGGCGAACCGGGCAAGCCGGGAGAGAAGGGAGAGAAAGGAGAUCAAGGAAAACCAGGCGAGAUGGGUCAAAGAGGACUUCCUGGAGAGCAGGGAUUCAGAGGGCACUCCGGACCUGCGGGCCCUAAGGGUGACGCUGGUGAUAAAGGAGAGGCAGGGGGACAUGGAGACCCAGGUCCGCCCGGAUUGAUGGGCCCUCAGGGGCUCCGAGGGCUGCCAGGCAACGUGGGUAUUCCAGGCAGCAUCGGUCCACCUGGUAUCGCUGGACAGAGAGGGGAGAAGGGAGAUGCAGGUAAAGAUGGUCCUUCUGGACCCCCUGGUCCAACCGGUGAGCCUGGUUUAAGAGGAGAAAUCGGUUUGCCAGGAAAAGGCAAAGAGGGAACAAAGGGUGAUACAGGACCUCCGGGUCCAGCUGGACCUCCCGGACUGAAGGGCGUGCCCGGCCCACAGGGCAUGCAGGGAAUGCCAGGAAACAGAGGACCAGCAGGAGAGGGAACCACUGGACCCCAGGGGCCUCCCGGACCUCCAGGGCCAACAGGAGCCGCGGGUUUGAGAGGACCUCCAGGAGUGAGCGGACCACAGGGACCCGCUGGACAUAAUGGUUUACCAGGAAGACCUGGAGAGAAGGGCUCAACUGGAGAACCAGGAAAAGCUGCAGACCUUUCUGAUCUGAAGGACAUUUGUUCAGAUUGUCCCCCUGGACCAGCUGGACAACCAGGUACUCCAGGACCUCCUGGUGACAAAGGUCAUUCUGGACCACCUGGGAAAAACGGACAGGAUGGAUAUGCGGGUCCUCCUGGACCAACAGGACCCACAGGACCUCCUGGUGCUGAUGGAACCAAGGGGGUCAAAGGUGACAGAGGUCCUCCAGGAACAGCUGGAGAUAAGGGUGAAAAGGGCAACUCAGGACCUCCUGGUUAUCCUGGGGCUGCAGGAGCCAUGGGUCAACCUGGUAAUGAUGGAAACCCUGGACCUGUUGGACCACCUGGACCUCCUGGAGAAAAGGGUAAAGAAGGACUGAAGGGAAUUCAGGGACCUCCAGGCCUGCCGGGUCUAAUGGGCAUGAUGGGUAAACACGGAAAGGAUGGCAGACCAGGAGAAACAGGAGAGCCGGGUAAACAGGGAGAGCCAGGAACACCAGGAAGAGAUGGACUCAGAGGAAUGCCUGGUUUCAAAGGUCACAGAGGGGAACCAGGGCCACCAGGGUCAAAGGGUGAAGAUGGGAAGCAGGGUGUUCCUGGACGUGAGGGUCCAGCUGGGAAAGAUGGUAAAACCGGACCACCAGGGCUAGAGGGCAUGAGAGGACCACGAGGAGAAUCCGGUCAACCUGGAGAAUCAGGACCAGCGGGCAAGCCCGGAUCUCAGGGAAAUCCUGGUCAGCCAGGACACAAAGGUGAUGCAGGGAGCCAAGGAUUACCCGGAUUCCCAGGUCCAAAAGGGCCAUCGGGUCCGUCUGGUCCAAUUGGCCCAGAGGGAAAACAAGGCAUGUUAGGAAAACCAGGAGACAGAGGACAGAAGGGAGAAAAGGGUGAUAAUGGAAUAAAAGGAGACAAAGGACCCGUUGGAGAUCCGGGCAUUCCGGGUAACCCUGGGCCUCCCGGUAGGAAGGGUCACACGGGGAUGAUGGGCAUGUCGGGACCCCCUGGGGAAGUGGGUCCUGCUGGGCCCCCUGGUUCUUCAGGACAGCCGGGACUCCCAGGUCUCAGAGGCGAGACGCCAUCACUGGAACAAAUGCGACGGCUCAUUCAAGAGGAACUUUCCAAACAAUUGGAUGCUAAAUUAGCUUACCUUAUGGCUCAAAUGCAACCCGCUCAUAUCAAGAGCACGGCUGGCCGUCCCGGUCCGCCUGGUUCCCCAGGUAAAGAUGGAUCUCCUGGCAGACAAGGUCUAACUGGAGAGCCUGGAAUGCCUGGACAAAAUGGAGCAGAAGGACCCAGAGGUCCAGUUGGUCCUAAAGGUGAACGAGGUUCAAAAGGUGAAAGGGGAGAAGACGGUGUUGGACAGAGAGGAGAGACUGGUCCAGUUGGCCCCAUUGGUCCUGCAGGAAUGCCAGGAUAUGGAAAAGAUGGUCUUCCUGGAGCCGCAGGUGCUCAGGGAGAGCCCGGUAACCCUGGUCCUCACGGUCAGCCCGGACCUCCUGGACCGACAGGGCAGUGCGACCCCUCACAGUGUGCCUACUACGCCAGUCUGGCAUCAAGACCUCACUCCAAAAACGUCAAGGGCACUUAAAACACCCCUCACUGUCCUGGGCUAACACCUAUUUAUGAACUUGGACAUUCAAUGAGCCAAGAAUAUGUUCUGUACCAUCAGGAGAACUCCAGCGUCUGAAGGGUGUGUAAAUAUGUGUGUGCGUGUGUGUGUGUGUGUAUGUGUGUAAAUGUGUGUUUGUAAUAGGCUUUUAACUUUGGUUAAUGUCUUCUUUAACCCUGAGUUAAGUCCACUUUUAGCCCUGGGUUAAGGAACAUUUCACACUUAUAGACCUUAUGAAGCCCCGCCCCUUUUCAGCGCUGCGUAGUUGUGUUCUGUCUUCCGGUUUGUGUUUCCACAGCAUGAAGGAAAGAUCUCACUGAAUUGUGAAUGAACAUUUUAAAAUGUUCCCGGUCUACUGACAUUUGUUAUGACAUCCGCUUCAAACAUUACAAUGCUCACGAUAGCUUUAGUUAACUCUACAAUAAGUUAUUCCACUUCAUCCUCUUCAACAGUGAUGCCAUCUGUAACAAAAUACACAGUUACCGCAAAAACAGAAGAUGAAACACAAGAUGGCUGUGCGCUUGUUUCUCUGGCGCACAAGGUCUAUAGUUAUGAAAAAGUGUUAGCAUUUAGCAUUAGCGCUUCCAACUGUGGGUUGUGAAAUCCAGCUCUAGAUUAACCCUGGAAAGUGAUUGUGAUCAUGGAAAA